Scomber scombrus (Atlantic mackerel) is the source of this 1503-nucleotide messenger RNA. It is a transcript of the gene kcnj9, whose product is annotated as potassium inwardly rectifying channel subfamily J member 9. Bases 1 to 1503 code for a protein of 500 amino acids. The record is from RefSeq and is a predicted model, not a curated record. Gene Ontology annotation, cellular component: plasma membrane. Lineage: Eukaryota; Metazoa; Chordata; Actinopteri; Scombriformes; Scombridae. Gene Ontology annotation, biological process: potassium ion import across plasma membrane; regulation of monoatomic ion transmembrane transport. Gene Ontology annotation, molecular function: inward rectifier potassium channel activity. The transcript is spliced from 7 exons.
AUGGCGCUGGAGAACACGGUCUUCCCCUCCCGCCCGGACUCCCUCUCGCUCCCUGUGGAGGAGAAAGGGGAAGGGGAAGAAGAAGUGGAGGUGGCCACCGAGGCCACCGCCUCCACCGGCGUCUUCAACCUUUCGGAGGAGCUGGGCCACGUCGUUACCACGGAGACGGCGCCGUCCCCUCCUCCCUUGGUCAAGGUCAGGAGGUCAUUCCAGAACAAGCUGGCCGAGCGGGAGGCCACAGCCGGCCAGCACAGGAAGAAGAUCGUGCCGGAGAAGGAGAGGGGACGAUUCGGGUGGGUUCGGGCUCGGCGUAAGAGGCAACGCUAUGUGGAGAAGAACGGUCGCUGUAACGUGCAGCACGGCAACAUGCGGGAGACUUAUCGCUACCUGACUGACAUCUUCACCACGCUGGUGGACCUCAACUGGCGCUGCUCGCUGUUUGUCUUCGUCAUGGCCUACGCUGUCACAUGGCUCUUCUUCGGGGCCAUCUGGUACCUCAUAGCCUACUGCAGGGGUGAUUUGGACCAUCUGGAAGACGAGACGUGGACGCCGUGCGUCAACAAUGUCAACGGCUUCAUCUCGGCCUUCCUCUUCUCCAUCGAGACAGAGACAACCAUUGGCUACGGCCACCGUGUCAUCACCGACCAGUGUCCAGUGGGCACCAUGCUGCUGCUGCUGCAAGCUAUACUGGGAUCCAUGGUCAACGCCUUCAUGGUGGGCUGCAUGUUCGUGAAGAUCUCGCAGCCCAACAAACGAGCGGAGACGCUGGUGUUCUCCAAACACGCCGUCAUCUCUUUGAGGGACGACAAGCUCUGCCUGAUGUUCAGGGUUGGCGACCUGCGCAGCUCUCACAUCGUAGGGGCCAACAUGAGGGCCAAGCUCAUCAAGUCCAAACAGACUCAGGAGGGUGAGUUCAUCCCUCUGGAUCAGACGGACAUCAGCGUGGGCUUUGAGACGGGCGAUGAUCGUCUCUUCCUGGUCUCGCCGCUGGUGAUCUCACACGAGAUUGACGCACAUUCACCUUUUUGGGACAUGACACAGUCUCAGCUGGAGAAGGAGGACUUUGAGAUCGUAGUGAUCCUGGAGGGAAUGGUGGAAGCAACUGGGAUGACGUGCCAGGCGAGGAGCUCCUACCUAGCAGAGGAGGUGAUGUGGGGUCACAGGUUCAGCCCGAUGAUGUCUCUCGCAGAAGGUUUCUUCGACAUCGACUACGGCGCCUUCCAUCACACCUUUGAGGUGGACACUCCCUCCUGUUCGGCACGAGAGCUCUCAUUGGCUGCGGCCAGACUUGACGCUCACCUCUACUGGUCCAUCUCCAGCAGGCUGGAUGAAGAGCCCACUCUGACCAACCAGGCGGCCAAGCAGCCGGACAGCUGCUCGGCCAACAGCAAAGUAGGGGAGCCCACCUUCAUCGUCGGAGAGAUGACUGACAUCCAAGAGCAAUCAGGACUGGGCGAGCUGAACGGCAGCGUCGCCACCGACCAAUCGGAAUCAGAGGCCUAG